CUGCCCUCCAGCCCUUCAGCAACAUGAAUCGCAAGGACAGCAAGAGAAAAUCACGCCAGGAAAGCCAAUUGAUUAGCAGCAAUGGAGUCAACCUCCUCGUUAAGAGCCGUCACAAUCCGAGUAGGAGGAGAAGACGUAUGACCUGCCCAAGCGCUGCUGAGAUUAACAAGGCGUUGAUGACUGUCACAUUAGAACAACUAGGGAAGGGCUGCAGUCUUGAUGAACUUAUGGAAAAAUGCAUACAGUCAUUUGAUGCGGAUGGAAGGAUCUGGAGAAAUGAGGACACCGUUAACAUGGUCCUUGUAAUGCACAGCUGGAUAGUGCCAUCAGCAGAGUUUGCACAAAAACUUCUUCAACUCUACAGGGAAGCAGAUCAAAGCCAGAGGAAGAACCAGAUAUGCCAUUUCCUACGGUUCUGGGUAAAUCAAUAUCCAGAGAUGUUCCGGCUUGACAGUCAACUGGAAGAGCUGAUGUGUGAUUUUUGGGAGGUGGUUAAGGAGCGCAGAUGGUCAAGAGACCACCGGCAAAGUCUUGACGCAUCAAGCGUAUUUGAGCAGGAACCCAUAAGUACUUUUCCAGAGUCUCCAAGCUUCAACAAGAAGAGGAAAGUCUCCCUUCUAUUUGAUCACCUGGAACCAUCAGAACUGGCAGAGCAUCUCAGCUACCUGGAGUUUAAAUGCUUCUGCAGGAUCACGCAUUUAGACUAUCGAAGCUAUACUUUGCAAAGUUCUCUGCGAGAAAUCCCUCGUCUGGAGCGAUCGGUCUCCUUAUGUAACAGCAUUUCACAGUGGGUUCAGCUCAUGAUCCUCAACCGACCAGCACCACAGCAGAGAGCAGAGGUCUUCACCAAAUUCAUCCACGUGACUCAGAAACUCCGUAAACUCCAGAACUUUAACACGCUGAUGGCAGUGAUUGGAGGACUGUGCCACAGCGCCAUCUCCAGGUUAAAGGAGACGCAUAGUCACCUGUCACACGAUGUCCUAAAGACACUCAGCGAAAUGACCGAGUUAUUGUCCUCAAGCAGUAACUACAGUACAUAUCGGAGGGUCUACAACGAAUGCGGUGGGUUUAAGAUUCCAAUUCUCGGCCUUCAGCUUAAGGACCUGGUUUCACUCAAUGAGGCUUUGCCCGAUUAUUUGGACAAUGGGAAAAUCAAUGUCAGCAAAUUGCAGAGUCUGUACCAGCACAUCCUGGAGCUUCGGCAACUGCAGAAAGCCACUCCGCCAGUCCAAGCCAACAAGGAUGUGAUACUGCUGCUAUCAACAUCUUUAGAUACCUUUUACACGGAAGAUGAGAUCUACUCCUUGUCCUACACGCGGGAACCACGCAGUCCCAAAACACUGUCUGCCACUCCUAGUAAGCCGCCUUCUGAUAUUCCACACUGGACCCCUGAAAUUCCCAUACAGCCGGACCCCGAAGCCCUCAUUCGCAGUGUAGAGCAGAUGGUGCAGUCUGUUUUUCGGUUUUAUGAUCCCGAUCACAGCGGUUUUGUCUCCCGGGGAGACUUUGAGAAGAUUGUUUCUACUCUUCCAUUUUCCUGUCACAUCCUAGGAAAGGACCAAGAAGGACCAGUGCGCCAUCAGGAUAUGACAUCGUUCUUCAUGAAAGCCAGCCAGAUUUGCUCCAAGCUCGGCGUUCCUUUUCUACAAACCUUGGUAGAGAUAAGGCUGAAGGAAUCUCCUCUGUGUCCCAGUUGUAUUUGGGCUGUGGCUAAGCAAGGCUACGUACCUGAAGGUUUGCACAAGGAUGGUACACAGAGCUGGACAUCUAGACCCAGCAAUGAAACAAGAAGUCUAAGACAAAAAGCAUGUCAGACAGAUGACACCUCAGAUUCUGGUUGUCCUGUUGCUGCAGAAGAUCCAACUCAUGUCAAGCCCAACUGUGACGGAAACUGCGAGACCACAAUUUCCUUGAAAAAACAGCAAAGAGAGAUGGAAAAGGAGAAGGAUCACUUGUUAAUGGAGAAUGCCGGAUUGCACUGCACCAACUCGCAGCUUGCUGCCGAAAAUGCCAAACUUCAGAGUCAGUUAAGUAUGCUGCAAGAGAGCGUGCGAGCAUUGAAGGUGAACACAAAGAUGCAACCAGCUGUCAAUCAAAUACUCAAGACUUUGAAAGAGCUACACAUACAAGGGGAAGGAAGUCUGUGA
Molecule: messenger RNA, 2147 nt
Organism: Nanorana parkeri
Lineage: Eukaryota; Metazoa; Chordata; Amphibia; Anura; Dicroglossidae
Product: RAS guanyl-releasing protein 4-like
Exons: 16
Coding region: 24-2147 (707 amino acids)
Biological process (GO): Ras protein signal transduction; positive regulation of GTPase activity
Cellular component (GO): plasma membrane
Molecular function (GO): guanyl-nucleotide exchange factor activity; calcium ion binding
Source: RefSeq, a predicted model, not a curated record